Messenger RNA from Fraxinus pennsylvanica, 1194 nucleotides. NCBI's taxonomy places the organism in Eukaryota, Viridiplantae, Streptophyta, Magnoliopsida, Lamiales, Oleaceae. The record is from the annotation of a GenBank genome assembly.
AUGAGGCCGCUGGACGAGAAGGAGACGACGCUAGUUUUUGACAAGCUAUACAAAUUUAUGGGAAACAAUCUGCAAAAAAUUGUGAUGGAAAACCUAUCUUAUGAAGGACCCGACCCGAACCCAGGACACUACUGCUUCCGCCUCCAGAAGAACCGGGUGUACUACGUAUCUGAAUCAUUAGUCAAACGGGCGACCAACAUCAAGCGGGAGAAGUUGGUGUCGAUGGGAACCCAAAUAGGAAAAUUCACCAAGAGUGAUAAAUUCCAUUUGACGAUUCAGGGUUUGAAUUUAUUGGCUGCUAAUGCUAAGCACAAGGUUUGGCUGAAGCCCACUUCGGAGAUGAGCUUUUUGUACGGGAACAGUGUGUUGAAAGGCGGGGUGGGGAGAAUUACUGAGAAUAUUCAAGUGAAUGAUGGGGUGGUGGUGUAUUCGAUGGCGGACGUGCCAUUGGGGUUCGGGGUUGCAGCCAAGAGCGCGCAGGAUUGUAGGAAAAUGGAUCCGAAUGGGAUUGUGGUAUACCAAGAGUUAAAUGCAAAAGUAUGGGAUGUUGUUAUAUCUCUGAUUGACCAAGAGCGAGAAGGAUGGCAAAUUGAUCACGCUUUAUUGAAGAAUGUGUUAGAUAUAUUUGUUGAAAUUGGAAUGGGGCAGAUGGAGCAUUAUGAGAAAGAUUUCGAAGCAGCACUGCUCAAUGACACUGCAGCUUAUUAUUCACGGAAAGCUUCAAACAGGAUCUUAGAGGAUUCAUGUCCGGAUAAUAUGUUGAAAGUCACAGAUUUAACGCUAGCUAGAGAAAAUCAAACGAGCUUUGAAGAGUAUCUUAGCACUAAUCAAAAUGCAAGUCCCGGGAUUGAUUUGACUAUUAUUGUCUUAACUGGUUUCUGGCCAAGUUACAAGUCCUUUGAUCUUAAUCUCUCAGCUGAGAUGAUCCCUCUCCCUCCUGUCGAUGAGAAAAAGAAGGUAAUUGAAGUUGUCGACAAGGACAAACGGUACGCCAUUGAUACCUCAAUUGUGCGUAUAAUGAAAAGUAGGAAAGUUUUGGGAUAUCAGCAGUUGGUUAUGGAGUGCGUUGAGCAAUUGGGGCACAUGUUCAAGCCUGAUGUUAAAGCAAUCAAGAAGAGAAUUGAAGAUUUGAUCACUCGGGACUAUUUGGAGAGGGACAGAGACAAUCCUAACUUGUUCAAAUACUUGGCUUGA